GGAGAGGUAAACAAAAUGUCACUCCGGCUGGCCAAGUGUGUGUCGUCCCCAGUCUACUCUGUAUCUGGACAACCUAGCCUCGGUCUGCUCUCCUCUCGAUGGAAGUCUACUGCCUCCGGACAGGUGGCACACGAUGAAGGACAGGAAGGGGCCACAGCCAAGCCUUUCGAGGCUAUCCCGGGCCCGAAAGGCCUACCCUUGGUGGGGACAGCUCUGCAUGCUGCGAUGGGCGGCUGGAUGGACAAGUUUCAUCUUCAUAUGCAGAAUCGUUGGCGGCAAUACGGUUCCAUCUACAAGGAGAUCAUCGGGCCUCAGGAGAUAGUUUGUAUGUUCGAUCCUGAGGAUGUUGCAGCUGUGCUGCGAGCGGAGGGCCGCUACCCCCGGAGACAUUCCGUUGACAGCUUUUACCUGGCCAGGGAAAUCAUGGGCCACAAGUUGGGUGUCCUCCUUGAGAAUGAUGAAAAAUGGCAGCAGUACAGGACUGUGAUGAACAAGAAGCUGCUCCGACCCCAGCAGGCGGCAGCCUUCACCCCCAUGAUGGAUGAAGCUGCCUCUAACUUCAUGUCUUAUCUACGGAGGAAGAGAGACCAGGGGGGGAUGGUGACGGACUUACAGGCACAUCUUUUCCGCUGGGCCAUGGAAUGUAAGUAUCAAAUACAGUGCAUCUGUAUCUAUAUAGCCGCGGGCUGUACGGCCAUGUUUAAUCAGCACCUUGGUCUCCUGAGCGAAGAUCCUCCCCAGCUAGCAAAGGACUUCAUCUCGUGCUCGAUGGCCAUUCUUGACACAACCAACACCAUGAUGACCAUUCCUCCAAAAGUUCACAAAGCACUGAACACCAACGCUUGGAAAGAGCAUCUGGAAGGGUGGCAAACCAGCUUCAGAGUCACCAAGCAACUGAUUGAGGAAAUUAUGGAAAGAGAGCUGAAGAAGGAGAAUGAAGAAGAUGAAGAAAUCUCAGACCUGGUCUCCUACCUGCUGUCAGUGAAGCUCCGCCCUGAAGAGGUGCUGGCAAACAUUGUUGAUGUGCUAGGGGGCGCUGUUGAUACAACAUCAAACACCAUGGCUUUCACCAUGCACACCUUGGCAAGGCACCCUGACAUCCAGGAGAAACUGCAUGAUGAGGUGAUGAGGGUUGCGCCUGAUCGUCAAGCACCCGUCACACAGGAGCAGGUGCAGAAGAUGCCCUACCUUAGGGGCGUAAUCAAGGAAAUUCUACGAUUGUACCCAGUGGCCUAUAUCUUCAGUCGAGUCCUGAACCAUGACGCUGUGGUGCACGGGUAUAAAAUUCCCGCUGGAACAAAUCUAGUGGUUUGUCCAUAUGUGAUGGGAAGGGAUCCGAAGAGCUAUGACAAUCCGGAAGAGUUUCGCCCUGAGAGAUGGUACCGAGAGAACCGAGAGAGUGUCAAAGCCUUCUCCUGGCUUCCCUUCGGCUUUGGGGCACGAGGCUGUGUUGGCCGCCGUAUUGCCGAGACAGAGAUGCACCUGGUCCUCAUAAGGAUUUGCCAGAAUUUUGUGCUGGAGCAGAAGAAAGAUGAAGAACUUGUUGGCAGGAUCAGACUGGUCCUGAUCCCUGACAAAUCAGUGGACCUCAAACUCACCGACCGCAACUGAUGUUUGGUGC
Molecule: messenger RNA, 1621 nt
Organism: Branchiostoma floridae (Florida lancelet)
Lineage: Eukaryota; Metazoa; Chordata; Leptocardii; Amphioxiformes; Branchiostomatidae
Product: cholesterol side-chain cleavage enzyme, mitochondrial-like
Exons: 10
Coding region: 16-1611 (531 amino acids)
Biological process (GO): glucocorticoid biosynthetic process; cholesterol metabolic process; C21-steroid hormone biosynthetic process
Cellular component (GO): mitochondrial inner membrane
Molecular function (GO): oxidoreductase activity, acting on paired donors, with incorporation or reduction of molecular oxygen; iron ion binding; heme binding
Source: RefSeq, a predicted model, not a curated record